AUGCUUCUCCAAACAAGCGAGUCACAGCACUCAGUUGACAAUGCCUCAACUGAUGCCACUCCGUUAGGCCAUUCGUCUGCAAGUCCUCCGGUUUCGGAGCCUACACCUCCCCUGUGUGUACCCGCAAGACAAUCCACUACUGUUGCCCCCGAAUCUCCCUUACCAGAUCCUUCUAUUUCGCAGCCUAACCAGUCCACAGCUGCAACCACGGAAGCAAAGCGCGAAAAGCAUCGAAGUAGAAAACAGAGCCAGCGUGCAGCGAAGCGAGCAGCUGCUGAAAAUCAUGCAGUCUCUGAUCCGAAAAGUUGGCGGCCAACUCGGUUAGUCUAA
Messenger RNA from Dicrocoelium dendriticum, 330 nucleotides. Lineage: Eukaryota; Metazoa; Platyhelminthes; Trematoda; Plagiorchiida; Dicrocoeliidae. The record is from the annotation of a GenBank genome assembly.